AUGAACGACACAGACUCCUCCGAGAACUUCUUCCGCUACAACGUCGGCCGCUUCGACCUUGAGACCUGGACAUGCGAACUGAAAGAUGUCCGCGGCGCCGCCGUCGUCAGCGACGCCUACGGCAGCCAAUGCCACAUUGAAAUCAUGGAGCGUCUGCUCAUGAUUCCUCUUGCUAUCAUGGCAGGCCUCGUUGCUGCGGUUGCGGUCUGGGGUCUUGUCUCAGGGGGCAGGAGAGGACCUGAUGGUGAGAGAAUGAGGACCGAGGAUGUUGGCCUGGAAAUGGGCAAAAUGGUCAAUCCAUCAUGA
Plenodomus lingam JN3 is the source of this 306-nucleotide messenger RNA. RefSeq lists its product as uncharacterized. The record is from RefSeq and is a predicted model, not a curated record. Lineage: Eukaryota; Fungi; Ascomycota; Dothideomycetes; Pleosporales; Leptosphaeriaceae.